CGUGUGCACAUUCUGGAGACAGCAGCGGAGGGAAUGUGGCAGUCACGUAGAGGAGGGAAAACCUGGAGGAACGGCAACUGGCAAUGCGUCGAACAAAGUACUAAACUCCUAAACAUACGUAUAUCGUUACGUUAGUUCUGUGUCGGGGGAUUAAACUACAGUCUGCUACAGCUGAAAGCCAACAUACUGGAAUAUAAAACUCGACUUUUCUGGAAUAUCAACACAAGGAAUAACGUUACGUUGCUGUGCCAGCUCUUCGGAGUUUUCCUGCGAACUGCCACCGUGGUCCGCUACGUUUCAAGGGGGUUGAAAAGUUUAUGCUGCUAUACUUCACUAAAAGAAAGUCUCUCCAUACCUCUGCAGGAAAUAACAUCACACGGAGGAUUUUAUUUUGAAGCCGCUGCGUUUGGAGCCGUCCGCUGAGCGUCGGAGACAGGAAGUGUCUCACCUGAGGCAGGUCUCCAUGUCUCCAGAUUUUAAAUAAAGCUGGUUCAAACGCGAGGAGGAGGAGGAGGAGGCGGGGGCGGCAGGCAGCGAGGGGGAGCAUGGGGAAGGAGCAGGAUCUGCUGCAGGCGGUGAAGAGCGGAGACCUGCCAUCCACUCAGAAGCUGCUGUCCAAACUCAAAGCCAACAGGAACAAGUUGCUGGGCUCCACCAAGAGACUGAAUGUCAACUACCAGGACUCAGACGGGUUUUCGGCGCUGCACCACGCUGCGCUCACAGGGACCGCAGAGCUGCUGUCUGCACUGCUGGAGGCUCAGGCCACCGUGGACGUCAAGGACAGCAACGGAAUGCGUCCGCUGCACUACGCCGCCUGGCAGGGGAAAGCCGAGUCGGUCCUGGUGCUGCUCCGCUCCGGAGCAUCGGUGAACGGUGUUUCUCUGGACGGACACAUCCCUCUGCACCUGGCAGCGCAGUACGGACACUACGAAGUGUCUGAGAUGUUGCUGCAGCAUCAGUCCAACCCGUGUCUGGUCAAUAAGGCCAAGAAGACACCUCUGGACCUGGCCUGUGAGUUUGGAAGAGUCCAGGUGUCCCAGCUGCUGCUGAGCAGCAACAUGGUGGUGGCGCUGUUGGAAGGAGAGAGGAAGGAGCCGACUGACUCCGCCUUUACCACGCCACUGCACCUUGCCGCCCGCAACGGACACAAAGACAUCAUAGGGCUGCUGCUGAAGGCCGGCAUCGACAUCAACAAGACCACCAAGUCUGGAACGGCCCUGCACGAAGCCUCUCUCUACGGGAAGACGGAGGUGGUCCGCCUGCUGCUGGACGCCGGAGUGGACGUGAACAUCCGGAACACCUACAACCAGACGGCGCUGGACAUCGUCAACCAGUUCACCACGUCGCACGCCAGCAGGGACAUCAAACAGCUGCUCCGAGAUGCGACUGGCGUCCUGCAGGUCCGAGCUCUGAAGGACUACUGGAACCUCCACGACCCGACGGCGCUCAACAUCCGAGCCGGAGACGUCAUCACGGUGUUGGAGCAGCACGUGGACGGACGCUGGAAGGGACACAUCCAUGACACCCAGAGAGGGACGGACCGAGUCGGCUUCUUCCCCCCGUCCAUCGUGGAGGUCAUCAGCCGGAGAAACGGGGGCACCCUGUCCCGGCACGCCUCCCUGCCCACCCAGCGCCAGCAGCAGCUGUCCAGACCCCCCCUCUCCUGCAGUCUCAGCUCCGCCCCUCAGACCGACGACUCCUACACCCUGUAUGCCCCCCCCACUCACGUGGUGCUGCCGCUUGCCAACGGCCUCGCUACCAACACAGGUUUGUCUCCGAGCCGCCUGUCUCAGUCCGGAUUUCCCUUCGAGGACAUCUGGGUCCUCAGGGACUCGUGUCAUGCGGGAGACAGGAACAGCGUGGGGAGCACCGGCAGCGUCGGCAGCACCCGGAGCGCCGGCAGCGGACAGAGCACCGAGAGCAACAACGCGCCCAACGGACUGCAACACAACGCUGGUCACCAUGACAACACUAACAAGCCGGCGCCCUCUGCUGGUGAUUCUGGAAACUCCGACUGCAGCAAACAGCCGGAUCAUCCUGCAGGCGGGACUCCCCGGAGGCAGACGGUGACGGUGCAGAGACCCGAGACUUUCUCCCAGCAGUUUGUUCGCCCUCAGCAGCUGCUGGAGGGGAAGGAUGCCGAGGCCAUCUACCAGUGGCUGAGUGAGUUCCAGCUGGAGCAGUACACGGGGAACUUCAUCAGCGCCGGUUAUGAUGUCCCAACCAUCAGCAGGAUGACUCCUGAGGAUCUGACCGCCAUUGGAGUGACCAAACCGGGCCACCGCAAGAAGAUCUCCAUGGAGAUCAACAACCUGAAUAUCCCAGAGUGGCUGCCGGAGUACAUCCCCUCCGACCUCGGCGAGUGGCUCAGCGCCAUCGGCCUCCCGCAGUACCACAAAAAGCUCUCGGAAAACGGCUACGACUCCAUCAGCAUCGUCAGAGACCUGACGUGGGAGGACCUGCAGGAGAUCGGCAUCAUCCAGCUGGGCCACCAGAAGAAGCUGAUGCUGGCGGUGAGGAAGUUGUGCGACAUCCAGCGAGCCAUCCUCCACGCCGAGAUGGGCCACGGCGGCACGCUGCGGCGCAAAGCCCCCGGAGCACUGCACCUGGUCGCCAUUGAGCCGCCGGCCGACUCGGCGGCGGCGGGCGAGUGCUCCUCCCCUCACACCCCAAAGAUGAUGACCUUCAAGGAAAGCGAGCUGAGCGCCGAGCUGCAGACGGCCAUGUCCAGCCACUACGGAGGCUGCGAGGACGGCCUCCUCGCCAUCAGGAACGCCGCGGGGAUGUCGCAGAGCCAGGAGAGUUUCGAGACGCGGUCCCGAGGCUCCGGCCGCUCCGGGGAGCCGCCCACGGCGUCCGUCACGCCGCACAGCUGGUCGCAGGAGAGCCUGGACGCCAGCCCCGCCCGGGAGAGGAACCUCCCCGAGGGCUGGGACCAGAGGGCGCCGCCGCAGCCGCACAAACAGGUGCCUCUGGGCACGGCGACCGUCUUUAAGUACCCGGCCAUCCCAGCGAAACCCAAAACGCCCGCGCCGCACGGUCCGUCCCCUCACGGCUCGCCGGCGCUGAAAGGUUUCAGCUACCUGCACUCGAACUGCGGCGCCACCGACCUGCGCGCGUCUCCGCGACAAGGCAACCGCAGCAUGACUCUGCUGCCGGCUAAGAAGCGCGUGCAGAACGCGACCCGCUACGCCCUGUCGGACGGAGAGCCCGACGAGGACGACGAGGAGUCAGCGUUUCAUCACUGUGGAAACGUGGCGUCCUACGCCACGCUGACGCGCAAACCCGGCCGCAGCCAGCUGGCGCGCUUGCACGCGAGUCCGGAGAAGAACAGCAGCGGCGGCGGCGGCGUGGGGCGCAGUCAGUCCUUCGCGGUGCGCGCGCGUAAGAAAGGCCCGCCGCCGCCGCCUCCAAAGAGGCUAAGCUCGGUGAGCAGCACCACCAGCGGCGAGCUGAGCGACAGCAGCACCACGUCGUCUGCUACCGGACUAACAGACAGUCCGGUGAGCGUGAGGAGCCUCGCUGCCUCGCUGGAGGGCCGGACGGAGAGAGAGGAGAAGAACCCGCCAGGACCUAAACCUGACGGCGUCCGGCAGGAGGCGUCGCCGUCCGUCGCCGUUAACUCCGCAGGACAGGAGGUUGCUGCUGCGGCGAGGAGGAGGGUGCAGAGCGAGUGUAUACCCACCACGACCGUCAGCGCCACGGAGCCGGAUCAAGGGGUGAAGUCGGACUCGGAGGAAGAAGAACCCAAAGGCCCGGGCCUGGACGGCUCCUCGUCGCCUCAGAACAGCUCCAGCGAGUGCAUCCCCUUCGCCGAGGAGGGAAACCUGACCAUCAAACAGCGGCCCAAAGCUCCGGGGCCGCCCAGGGCCGAGGCCGUGCUGGAGCCGCCGGAGAAACACGCCAAGAACCUGGACGUGCCCGAGUUUAACCUGAAGGAGUCGGACACGGUGAAGCGCCGACACAAACCCAAAGACAAGGAGCCGGGGGGAGACUCGCCCGGCAGGGAGGGAGCCAGCAGCAGGCCUCCGUCCCAGAGCCGGGAGGAUCUGAGGAUCAGCGAGGAGAGGCCGGCCAGUCCAGCGACAGGGUCCCCCAUCAAACCUCCGCUCUCCCCGAAACCUGCCGUCGCCCCGAAACCUGUCCGCCACAGUCUGCUGGCAGCACAAGCAGCUGGACACUUGUCUCCAUCUGUGAGCGUCAGCGGGGUUCAGAGUGUGGCCUUCACCUCUGCGUCCUGUCCAUCCUCUCCCGGGCCCCGAGCCCCGGCACCCCCGGCCCCUGAGAGUCCCUCUCUGGCAGCGGCGAGGCCCCAGGUGUGUGUCGUGGGUCCGGGUCCGGUCCCCGAGUCGCCAUGCGGGACCCAGGUGGUUCAGCAGAGACUGGAUCAGACCAGCACGUCUCUGGCAGCCGCGCUGAAGGCCGUCGAGAGGAAACUGGAGGACAACUCAGAUGGUGGAUCGAGCACGAUGAAGUCUGCGGGGACGAUUCUGGACGACAUCGGCAGCAUGUUUGAUGACCUGGCUGACCAGCUGGACGCCAUGUUGGACUGAAGACUUUCAAAUUAAAAGCCUCAACCUCAGGAAGAGAAAAGGAGAAACUCAGAAACCGAAAAACUGAAACAGAGAAACAGAGAAACUCAAACAGAGAAACUCAGAAACAGAGCAGCAGAGAAACUGAGGAAGAGGAAACGGAGGGAAGGAUGGUCGAUGUUUUGAACCCUCCGCUCUGAACGACACGAUUAACACAGACAUUUGGAGGAACGAAGGGAAAACACUUGUUGUGUUUCUUGGCCUGAACACCAGCACUUCAUCUCCCCGGUGCUUCCUGCGUGAUGUCCUCCACUCUUGUUUCUGACAGCAAGGUCCGAAAUUAAUUCUCGCCAAGCUCCAAGUACGGGUAAAUGUUCCGUUUGGCGAGUAAAUAUAAGAGGGCUAUCCGGGUUAGGGUUAGGGUUAUGGAGGGUAAAUGUUUGUACCAAAAUAGUUAAUGUUUUACAGUCUUCAUUUUGGUGAAGCUGAAUCAUCUUCAGUUUACAGUCCGCUUUUAGGCAGUUUGUAGUCAGUUUUUCGGUCAGUCUACAGUCAGUUUUCAGUCAGUUUUUUUGGUCUGUUUUCA
Molecule: messenger RNA, 5118 nt
Organism: Perca flavescens (yellow perch)
Lineage: Eukaryota; Metazoa; Chordata; Actinopteri; Perciformes; Percidae
Gene: caskin2b
Product: CASK interacting protein 2
Exons: 24
Coding region: 546-4553 (1335 amino acids)
Molecular function (GO): protein binding
Source: RefSeq, a predicted model, not a curated record